Molecule: messenger RNA, 577 nt
Organism: Puntigrus tetrazona (Sumatra barb)
Lineage: Eukaryota; Metazoa; Chordata; Actinopteri; Cypriniformes; Cyprinidae
Product: growth-regulated alpha protein
Exons: 4
Coding region: 77-400 (107 amino acids)
Biological process (GO): antimicrobial humoral immune response mediated by antimicrobial peptide; cellular response to lipopolysaccharide; chemokine-mediated signaling pathway
Cellular component (GO): extracellular region
Molecular function (GO): chemokine activity; CXCR chemokine receptor binding
Source: RefSeq, a predicted model, not a curated record
GUUUAUCACUUCCUCUUCUGAGCAUCAAUAUAUACUGGGCAGAAGACGCCUCUCGACACAACUGAUCUCAGCCAACAUGUCAGCGAUCUCUUACCUACUGCUGGCAGCUACUGCAGCGUGCUGCUUCACGACUCUCUGUGCAUUGCCAAUGGAAGGCUUUGGUUCCAACAAGUGUCAGUGUGUGACCACCACCUCAUCCGUAGUCUCAGCUCAGUCGUUCCAGAGAAUUGAGAUCGUGCCUCCAGGAGCAAACUGUCGUAAAACCGAGAUCUUGAUUACCAAAAAGAACAACCAUACAGUUUGCAUAGACCCUGAAGCACUAUGGAUCAACAAAUUAAUCGUAAAAAUAAUGAAGAGAAAAAGAAGUGCGAAGGAAACCGCUGCGCCCACUGUGGCAUAAAACGCGAGCAAGAACAACUUUCCAUUUCCUACUUUUCACUUAUUACUUUUCAUUCAAGCAGUUGAUGUGUCGUGCUGAAUGUCAUUAGGCCACAUUCGCAAAUUAAAAACAAGUCUGCCUACAAAAUCUGUAACGAUUAUAACGAAAUAAAAAUCACACAAGCUUCUUUCUUUAAAA